Molecule: messenger RNA, 5499 nt
Organism: Heterobilharzia americana
Lineage: Eukaryota; Metazoa; Platyhelminthes; Trematoda; Strigeidida; Schistosomatidae
Source: the annotation of a GenBank genome assembly
CUCCUAGUGUGAGUUACGGCUUCAACGCUUUUUGAGUUUAACUUGUUCACUUUCAAUCUCCGGGUUGAAUUACUGCCUGGUUUUAGAUUUUAAGCUUACCAGAUUCUCCACAUUUAUCGAAUAUCAUCACAUCCGUUUUCCUUGCAGAGUCACUGACUCAAGUUUUUCUUCUUUCUGGAUUUCCGUACUAUCUAACUGAUACACACUUUUACGCAUGAUAUUUUUUAUCACUUAUCUAACUUUUCAUCUAUAUAUAUAACUGAUGAAAUUUUCGAAGAUAUAAGCUCUUGAAAGGGAGUAUGAGCUGGUGUUAUGUACUGUAGAUUAUUAGUGCGUAGUUCUAAUGUUUUUGCUCCUACUUUGUUCGAAGCAUGCUCAUAAGCACAGCCUUCUCAUACUUCAAGUUAAAAUACUUUAAGUCUCGAUAAGUUCUGGAAAUCGGUGGUCAGUUGAUAAAUCUUUGAAUCUAUGUACUGUCGAAUGUACUCAGCAAUUAUGUUGUCAAAAGUUUGUCCCAUGUUUUUUUUAAGAGUAAUAUUUGGACACUGUGGUUGAGUGUAUUCUAAUAUGAGAUUGUUUAGUGGACAUAGCACAGUGAUACUGCUACCGAUACUGCUACCGGAUGAAGUUCGCAUGAAAAUUAUUUACUCCUAUUCAUAUCAUUUUCAUAUGGAUAGUUGCAAUAAAUGUCACACGAAGCGGUAUCGUUUUUUAGCGUGGUCAAGGGAGUUCACGGAUAGAUAUUCAUUAGCUCGUACAUGAGGUUACUUCUCAUCCCAGCACAUAAAUACUCUACGACUUGGAACUUUUCUUACCCCGAACGCCUCGACAAACAUUUUUGCCUGUAAUACCGUCAUCUUUCACGAAUUUGAACUGUAAACUCUGAGUUUCUGUCUCCAGCUAGGUGAAAAUGGAGAUUCGUGAGAAUAAACUGCCAACAACAAAUAGAGUGAGAGCUAAUUCUCUACUGAAAGCAGGUCUGUGAGGAGGAAAGUACACAUUCACAAAUAUCCGUCAACUAAGCCGUCUCUUACAGUCGUUUGAUGUCAACUUAUUAUUGAAAUGUCCUGUUAAUUCUCAUUAUUUUCGCGAAAAUCGUGAAAUGCAGUACAUUGAAAAACUUCCAGAAGAACUCUGCUGCAGACCCAAACCCCUUAUCGUCUUUUCUGGUUUAGACACCGAGAAAAAUCAGGUUCAUCGAUCAGUCUGGAGAGCUUUCAAUACUAGCAAAAGCCAUAACCGAGAGUCGUUUAAUUUUCGUUGCCAACCGAUUGAUCAUCAGUUCCCAAAGCCAAAGUAUAAGCAACAAGCUUCUUAUGAAUGGUUUCUCCCAAGAGGUAUACUUAAAACGGGUUGGAUGAGGAAACAUCUUGAAGAAAUACCUGCAUUUGUGGCUUUGUUUUAUGAUCUAGAUUGGGAUGAGCCUCAGUGGGAAGAAAGGUCAAGUGAAUGUGCUCAAAUGGUGGCAACCGUUCGAUCAAAACUUGCUGGUCGUGAAAGUAAACUGGUUGUCGUUCUUAUUCAGAAACGUGCUCCUUUGCCGCUGGGCGAAGACCUUAAUGCUAUGGAUCGAGCCCAAUCUCUUUGUACUAAGUGUGAUCUUCCAGGGAAGAACUUAUUCGUUUUGUCGCAUACGAAUUUACUUUAUGGAUGUAUUACAAGGUUGGAAGAUGAAUUUCGUGAUAUGGCAGCCAAUUAUUAUCACAACCAAGCGAGAAAAGUGAAAGCACAUAAAGAUUCACUGAACAAGGCUAGUCAUCAGCUGUUAUUUGUCCGUCAUGAGUUCAAAAUUGGUUUCUACUCUGAAUUAAAACAAGAUCAAGGAUUAGCAUUAAAACAUUACCAGCAGGCGUAUAAUCAUUUGACAGAACUGCGUAUGCUAGAUGCACAUAUGUUAGAAGUCAAAACUGUGGCUGGAUUUAUUAACUACAAGAUUUGCCGCCUUGCUUUUCAAAACAAUGCUUCCGAUGCAAUAUCCCAAUUCCGCAGACACAUUAAUUUCUUUUCCAAUCUUGUUGGAUUACCGCAAUUAGCAUUUGAACAUGAAGCGUGGAUGUCGAAGCAAUUUGAAAUUCUGGGAGAUCUCUUCCAGGAGGCCAUCAAAUCCAGUCUUACUCCGCUUAUGACUCAGCACCCUGGGUUAUAUUAUCAAGAAGCAGCCAGACAUGCAAUUUGUCGUCGUCAGCUGUGUCAAGCUCUAUGUAUACCCACGGUGAAAGCUGCUGAAAUGAAUGCAGACGACAAAUUAUUUUAUCCAUUGUCAACUGGACCUUACGAAUCCCCUGUUGGACUGGAUGUCACAUUAGCUGCAGACGGUGGUUUAUUAGCAGAAGAGAGUGAUUCCACACCUCAGUCUUUGAACUAUUCUUCAGAAUCUUCUAAAUCAAAGCGUACAGGAAUUAACACUGCAAUGUUUGUUCGUGUACAGUCACCUCAUUUAUUUAAAAAACAGAUUUCAUUGGCUACAGACAAUUCUAGUCUACCGCCUUCUUAUUCACCCAAUCAGUUAUCUCCAGUCGAAAACACGUCAGCUAUGGAAAAAGUGGAUGGCCUUGAAUUUUACGGUCAAAGACUUUGGCGUCAAGGGAUUCAGAGCAUAGAGCCACCAAAUCUAGCUAAAGAACGAGAAGGAAUCUUGAAUCUACAGAAGGCGGAACUUGAGGUUGACCAUUCUACUUUCAUUAUACCACUUCUGGAGCAGACUCGACUGCAGUACAAACGAUAUAAGGCUGAACGAAUGAAACUGUAUCCAUGCAUUUUAAUGGGCUCUGAAUACUAUGAUAAACAAGAUUAUGAUAAAGCUCUUAGUUGUUAUUUGAGUGUAAUCAAUGAAUAUCGUAAUGAGAAAUGGUGGUCUCUCUAUUCUUUCACAUUGAAACGAAUUGUGACAUGUGCAUAUUUAGUCGCUCAGCCUACAAUAUUUCUCUCAUCCUGUUUGGAACUUCUUGGUCCGAAUAGUCUGAUGCCGACCUCUGAGAAAAUACAAGCUCAACAGGCUGCUUUUGAUUUUCUUAAGACGGGUAUACCUAAUCUUAUUGUAUUUGCACCUGAACUUGAUCACACUGUGAAAAUAAUUGAAGAUGGAUGGAGGAAGCAGUCAGAAAUACUAAUGCAUAAUACCCUAAAUACCUUAGUAGAAUCGAUACAUAAUGAAGUGGCUGAUGAAGACGCAAUGAACUUGGAAAGAAUCUCGCAUGGUGACCCCUCAAAAAACAAAACAGACCCAUGUUUGGGAGCAAAUUGUAGAAUUUUAUUGGAUAUUACGCGUCUGAAUACAUGCAUUCAGUGCAAAGUAUGUUUUACACAGGUGGAAUAUACAUUUGGCCAACCGGUACAGUUAGCUAUCUUUCUGAGGUCGUUUGCUCCCUUACCUAUUCUUGUUCAUCAUGUCACUGUGAACUUUUCACACAAGGUUGAAUGUCCAACUUCCAUGAAUGUAUCAUCUAAUGUAAUCAACAAACCUUCACUGGCACAUGUUUCAACUCAUCAAAUCUCUCAAACUUGGUCAUCUAGAUUUAUUCUGACUUCAAAAGAAAAAUUCAAAGUGGUAUUGCUUUGUCUGAAUCCUGAAAUACUUGGGAAUCAAAUAAAAGUUGAUUCAGUCCAGUUAGGUUUGUUACCACCUGAUUCUGGUUGUGAAGCAAAAGAUGUCAAAGAACUUAUAUUGUGUACAGUUUCGUGGCAGUGGAGUACACCAUCAGACUAUAAUUCUUUUUCUAGUGAUCGCAAAAUCAUUGGUCAUAAACACCAUGGUCACAGAAAGCAACUUGAUAGCAGUCUAAAGUCAAUAUUUCAUAAUAAUUGUGGAUUAUGGAGUAAAGACGUUGUUCUUUCAAUCCCAGAACGUCAAAUUCAGAAAAAUCCUCUUAGAAUUGAACAAAAUGGAUUUGAAAUUAAUCAUGGUUUCCCCAAUUUUCCACCAGAUUGGAAUAUAAUUGGGAACAGAGUUCGAACUGAAAUGCAUCAUCCGUCUUCCAGUUUGGAAAUUAUUAUGCCGCAGGAUAUUUCUAUAUUGGCCAAUGAGAUUUCACAGAUCAGUUUAACUAUUCGUAAUCCCACUCAGAGUGAUUGCACAAAACUGAGUUUAACUGCUCGCCUAAUCCCAAAAGAAACGGAUGCAGUCGAAGCUGUUGCUACUGGUACUCCUCCUUCAACUGCAGUAGCAACAACUACUGCUACUGCAGAUGCAAAUACUACAGGGAACUAUUUGUUGAUUGGUGAAUCAUCACAGCUCAUUACUCUCAUGUCGAGUAAAAAUGUCAAUACCUCACCUAAUAAAUUAGGUGUAUAUUUUGUAAAGCAGUUAGACGAUAUCCCAUCAAAUCAAUCUAUAUGUGUGACAAUUUCAUUAUGUUGUUCGCCUUCCCUAUACGAUUCUAAUUCUGUUCAAACUUUACUAUGCCAUUUGAGUUUCUCCACUAAAAUCUCACUUUGUGAAUAUCCAGAUUACCUAUUGUCUUUAUCGGAUUCAUCUGAUACAACAACAACAGGAUAUAAUAUUGUACAUAAGUCUGUAAAAUCAUCUACAGAGGAAAAGGCUAAUCAGUUGACUCCUUUAGUUGAACAAGCUUCAAUGGAAAUUCAGUGCACUCUGAACAUUGAAGCUAGUGUGACUGUUUCGUCUGCAUUUGCAUUAGAUUGUAAAAUACUUUCACUAACGCAACAUCCUGUUACAAGUUUAGUAGUGAACGAAGAAUUUCUGCUACUCCUGACUUUAACUAAUAUUUCCACUUAUGGAUUGAAACUUCAUGAUCUAUGCUUGGAACUGGUUGAAGAGAUAUCGUCUUCCAAUGAAACUAAUAACGUUUGCAUCAAGAAUUUAAUUGUUCAAGCAUCCGAAAGCUGUACUGAAUGUCAUAUAUUGUUAUUGUCCGAUACAGUAAAUUCAUCGAAGUUGAUUAAUUUAGGCUUUCUUAUUAUCCACUGGUCACGCCUAUCGUCCUGUAAUUAUGAUGGUGUACAGCCCAGUGUUACAACAACAAAAUUCACUCUUCCAGCACUUCCUGUUUUGUAUUUACCAAUUCAGAUUUGUGCAGAACUGCCAGCUUUUGGUGUUGCACUCACUGCUUUCCCAAUCACUUUCAUCUUACUUAAUAAAACUAUCUAUCCACAGGAAGCAAUUUUUCAGUUGGAAUCGAUUCAAGGUUUUAUGUUCUCUGGUCAGCAAAAAGUGAAGCUACGAUUAUUACCCGGUUUCCCUCAUUAUCUGAAUUAUACACUUCUUCCACUAGUAUCUGGAAAUCUGAAGUUGCCGUGUCCACAUAUUAUGUUAGAAAGUUAUUCUUCUACGUCAUCGUCAAGUACACCAAAUGAUCAAUUGAAUAUACACUUACAAAUGGAAGAAAAUCUCCUUCGAGAAAUUCCAACACAUCUUUUAAUAAUUCCGUCCAGUGAUUGUCUAUAUGAAUGCUCACAAGAGAAUUCACUGUUCAAUGGGAAGAAGAUUACCAGCGUAUAAUUCUUCGCUUUAUAUAUAUAUAUAUAUAUAUAUAUAUAUAU